Molecule: messenger RNA, 2652 nt
Organism: Dreissena polymorpha
Lineage: Eukaryota; Metazoa; Mollusca; Bivalvia; Myida; Dreissenidae
Exons: 3
Coding region: 426-1331 (301 amino acids)
Source: RefSeq, a predicted model, not a curated record
GCGAUGAGUGGACCGCACGUCAAACAGACGACAUCACCGUACUCUUGGUGGGACAGACCGGACAUGGAAAAAGCGCCACUGGAAACAGCAUUCUGGGCAAGAAGGCUUUCGUGUCUAAGUUAUCGCCUGGAUCCGUCACAGGCGCAAUCGAACGAGCGGUUGCUGUACGGAAUGGGCGUCGAAUAGAAAUUGUAGAUAGUCCUGGAUUUGCUGAUACAUCUAAAGGAAAAGAGUUUGUAAGGAAGAGUCUAACACAAGCUGUUUACCAGACGCUACCUGGCUUUAACGCAAUUAUAUUCGUCUUGUAUCCAGAUAGGUUCACUGAUGAACUGGUCAAAACGGUGAAUCUUUUCUUUGAGUUCUUCGGAAAAUGUGUUGGGAAAUUUGCAUUUAUUUUGUUCACACAUAUUAAAUCAAAAGAGAAAAUGAAUGAAUAUAUAAACAAUGCUGCAGAAAAUCCAACGGGCAACGUGACGGUACUGUUGGAUCUAAUAGAAAAGUGCGAGAGCAGGGUUAUGUACAUCGACAACGAAAUGGAGAACGAAAAGAUUCAAGUAAUGAUUGACGAUAUUAUAAGUACAAUAGAUGCCAACACAGUUCGCAUAGGACAAGACUAUUUCACUAACCAAAUGUUUCAGGAGGCAAUGAAAUAUGCAGACCAGGUCCUUGCAAAUGUUGACAUUAGCAAGAUUAAAAGGCAGCUAAGUGGAAGUUCAAAUACAAUAGAAGAAACUAAAAACAUGAAUAUACCUGAGCCAGCUGACACUACUGAGACGGCGAUCAAAGCCAGUACAGAUGAAAACGAACAGAACGUGCGUCGCCUGCGCCAAAAGUUUGAAUCGAAUGCAGCAGAAACGGGGAUGUUGAGUCGAGAACGUCUUAAUACUGAGACUUGGAAAAGUACAGGAGACUUGCGAAAACGAUUCAGUACAGCUUCAUUUGAGGAAGUGGGUAAAGCUAUCGAAGCAAAGGAUGAACCACAGCCGAAUAAUGACCAUCGGAUGUCAGUUGAAACAUCAUCGCGUGAUGAUGAAUCGCUUAAAAAAGAAAACAGUUCGGAAAAUGAAACCACACCUCGAUCCAGACGAAGCUUUCAUCAAAGUCUUAACAUGAAACUACAAGACGGCUGGCAACGUGCAAAUCGAGACAAAGAAGUCGUAAAUUCGAGUGACUUCGAGCAAUAUGAUGCUGAGCCACUUGAAGUCCCUGGCCGGAAAUACGAUCAAUUUAAGGACGACCUCCAGGCAAAUAAUAAAUCAUUCGACCGAGCAUUUAAUGCAAUUGAAAAUUGGUUCGAUCGUCGAAUUAAAGAAUUAUCAAACUUUUUUUAACAUGCGAACAUCAAGUUUUAUACUUUGUUUGGUGAUUAUUUGAUAUAGCUCCGUUAAAAUGUAUUCAAAGGAAACGAGAAAAAACAAUAUGCAUUUCUUAAUUGCCCCAUUAGAUAUAUGAAUUAAUAACUUUUUAAUUUGCAAAUUUUGACUACAAUAUAUACGAAGAAUAAGCAAAAUAUAAUUAUAUUAACUAAUAAACGGACUGUAUAACGCAUAUCCCUUUCUUCAAAUCCUAUUUUAACUUAUAAGUCCAUCAAGCGUAACAAAUUUUGUUUUCAGAGUCACCUGAAAAUCAAUCUCGCAAAAUCAAAAAACCAAUUUCUCUUCCAUCUUGCCAGAGAAGUAGAUAACUACGUCUCUGAUCUUGCUAAUAGGCCAAACAUAAAAUGUAUUUCGUUCCCCAAAACAUCUCCAACAAUGUGGUAUAAAGGUCGGCUAGACUGUUUUGAUAUUGUGUAUGAUACACAGAUAUUACCUUCUCAACAAGAAUAUGUAAUGAUGAACGUCCAUACAUCUUUUAAAUUUAUAUUCACCAUUAUUGAUUGAGUUAUUUUUAGUUUAUGUGUAGUAAAUUUAGUUGAUAUGAUCGAAUUUAGCAAAGUUAUUGCAAACUCAAUAAUUUAUUCAUCAAUAUAACAUAAUGUAACAACAAUGAUCGAACUAAACCUGGAAUACAAAUAAAACCUUUUAGAAUCGGUUUAAAAACAGAGUCGGUCAGGUUCAUAUUUGUUUUACGCUUAUUGAGACUAUGUUUUUUUAAAGAGGGUUUUGCAUGAAUUAUAUUAAAGGACCAACGUAAUAUGUUAGUUGAGCGUUUAGCCCUGACGUGACGCAUCCGAUCCCAACGCGCUUACUAUGUCUAUAUCUCAAAAGUUGUCGUUUGGUAAAAUGCUUCCUGCCGAAAAAUAUUUGUACUGCAACCUUAAUCGAUUAUGAACAAAGACGAACUACUUUUUAAAUGUGAUAUAGUUUGAUUCCUUGCAAAAGCCCAUAAAUAUCGGUUUAAAAUUUCUAUCAUAAUUAGCAUCUGCUUUGUAAUAAGAUAUGUUUAUAAACAAUACACACACACUCUCCAACUUAUAUUUGUUGUAAAUGAUUUCAAUUCACCACUUUUAGAAAUCAGUCAGAAUAAGUUAAUAGUAGUAAAUAUUUGGGUAAUGUACCGGCUAAUUAAGUAUUCUAGCAACAUAAUGUGAAAGAUGAUUUUUAUACAUUAUCGCAAGGCAACGAAAUGGCCAACAGACAGACAGACCAUCCGACCGACCAACCAUCGGACAGUUGACCAACAAUAUACCAUAACAGCUUUUAUCUGCUAUAG